AUGGAUUCUCUUGUGAUAACAAUUUCACUUGUUUUUGCAAUUUUAGCUUCCCUUCUUGUAGAGUCAUCAGCUCAUAAUCAUAGUGAUGAUGGCUAUACCCUCGCCACGGCAACACUAAAUCCAAUUGAUGCUUGCUGGCGAAAAAACCCAAAAUGGUCGACUAACCGUCAAGCAUUAGCACAUUGCGCGGUCGGGUUUGGGAAAGCUGCGUUAGGUGGCAAAGCCGGUGCCAUAUACGUGGUUACAAGCCCAUUAGACGACCCUGUAAAACCUAAACCUGGAACCCUAAGAUUUGGAGUGAUCCAAUCAAAACCUCUAUGGAUCACAUUCGCACGUAGCAUGGUGAUAGUUUUGAAAGUCGAGCUCUCGGUGAACAGCUACAAGACGAUUGAUGGAAGAGGUGCAAAAGUUGAAAUUGCUAAUGGGCCAUGCGUAAGGAUGAGACUUGUGAAGCAUGUCAUUAUACAUGGGAUAAGUAUACAUGAUUGUAAACCUGGUCCAAAGGAAGGACCUGAUGGUGACGCAAUCCGAGUUUUUCAAUCUUCACAUAUUUGGAUCGAUCAUUGUUUCCUUUCUCGGAGUCAAGAUGGUUUGAUCGAUGUGAUUAGUUCUUCCACGGCUGUCACUAUUUCUAAUAACAAAUUCACGAAUCACGAUAAAGUUAUAUUACUCGGACAUGAUGACAAGUUUACGGGAGAUAAGGUCAUGAAAGUUACUGUUGCAUUCAACUAUUUCGGACCAGGUCUCAUUGAGAGAAUGCCUAGGGUAAGGAGAGGGUACGCACAUGUAGCAAAUAAUAGAUACGAUAAAUGGAAAAUGUAUGCCAUUGGUGGAAGUGCUGAUCCAAUUAUCUUUAGUGAAGGAAACUAUUUCGUUGCUCCCGACAACAAAAACGCUAAAGAGGUGACAAAGAGAGUUGGUAGUGCAGCUGAGAUUAAAAAAUGGAAAUGGGGUACUUCUAAAGACGUUUUCUUGAACGGAGCUUUCUUCGUGCCGUCCGGCGGACCAGCAGUCAAGCCGGCGUACGCAAAAGGAGAGGCGUUUCCGGUGGCUCCCGGCUCUCUCGUCCCUUCUCUUACCGCCUCCGCCGGUCCUCUCAAUUGCGUCGUCGGCAAAAUAUGCUAA
This is a messenger RNA of Capsella rubella, 1125 nucleotides long. Its product is annotated as probable pectate lyase 4. The record is from RefSeq and is a predicted model, not a curated record. Bases 1 to 1125 code for a protein of 374 amino acids. The transcript has 4 exons. Gene Ontology annotation, molecular function: pectate lyase activity. NCBI's taxonomy places the organism in Eukaryota, Viridiplantae, Streptophyta, Magnoliopsida, Brassicales, Brassicaceae.